This is a messenger RNA of Lipotes vexillifer (Yangtze River dolphin), 936 nucleotides long. RefSeq names its product chromosome unknown C6orf15 homolog (gene CUNH6orf15). The transcript is spliced from 2 exons. NCBI's taxonomy places the organism in Eukaryota, Metazoa, Chordata, Mammalia, Artiodactyla, Lipotidae. Gene Ontology annotation, cellular component: extracellular matrix. The record is from RefSeq and is a predicted model, not a curated record. Gene Ontology annotation, biological process: extracellular matrix organization.
AAGAUGCAGGGCCAUGUUGCAGGGAGCCGGGCUCCUUUGGGCCUGCUCCUGGUCUGUCUUCAUCUCCCAGGCCUCUUUGCCCGGAGCAUCGGUGUAGUGGAGGAGAAAUUUCCCCGAGACUUGGGGAUCAACCUGCCUCUGCUUGGACAACCUUCCUUGACCAGCCCCUCCAACUUGGAACAUCCUCAGCCCAAACCAGACGCUGGGCCUAAUGAUUCAGCAAGGGCUCCUCUGAAGCCCAAUCCUCCUCCAUCACAUGGCUCUCAACCUGCAGGAGGUGCUGGGGUACAGAUGUGGCCCCCAUCUGGGGAGCUGCCCUCCAUGGAUUCCUGGUCCUCGGAGGACCCUUGGCUGAUGAUGCCUGCUGUGGUCGAGGACCAUGUGGGAGAAGAGCUGCCUGAAGAACCGUCCUACUUUUCUAGUGCGGCUGCCCUCCCUCCGGGCAGUGGGCCUUUGCCUGCAGAGCCCUCUGCACACCCCGCGGACCCCUCACCCGAGGCUUCACUCCUCCAGCAGGACUCUGAGUCUAGAUGGCAACUCCGCUCUAAUGUGCCGGGCGCCCAGAGAAAAAUCCUUGCCCGACCCGGUCCCUGGUCUCCCCUCAAUGGGAUUCGAUGGCCACUUCGGCCUGGUUACCCCUGGGGGGCCCUGAAUCCCAGUGUACCUUGGGGAGGUGGAGGUCCUGGCACUCCAUGGGGACCAAGGCCCUUGACGUACCCUGUGGGAAUCUGGGGUAACAGUAAUCAAUACCCAAGAACUACCUGGGGGUAUCCCGAUAUCAGAUGGAGGAUUAUUAAUUGGUAUCCAGGUACUAGCUGGAAGAAUAUUCAUCAACACCCAGGCAUUAAUCAAUUUCCUGCCAGAGUUCUCCGUGCUUCUGGCUCUUAUUAGAGCAUCCCAGCCGGCUUUCCCAAUCCUCAAAACCCUGGGUCAUAA